UGUCAGGUCCUCUUCGCGGCGAAGGAGGAUACCCUCGGCGACUUUCGGGUGUCGCUCAAUCCCGCGUACAAUGGUACACAACUGGGUUGGGAAGAAGCCCCGUGCUCGUACGGAAUGGUGGUGGAGAGUUCAUGGUACAACUUCUCUACGCCGGACCUGUUUGGGUAUGAGGUGUUAUCCAAAAAACUCCAAAGGGGCGUCCCCUUUGUUAUCGAUUUCAGCGUUUUGGCCGACGGCGCAGCUAUACGUCCCGGUUUUGGUUUCGGUACAUUUGAUUUUUGGAGCGGCUCAUGUCCGGCGGAAGGCCAGCGGGCACCUCCGCGCUACGCGUGCUCCAGCAGCAACAGCUAUUGUGCCAACACAAGCAAUACAGAUGGUUACACCUAUGUCUGCAAGUGCAGGAAGUAUUACGAGGGCAAUCCCUAUGUCACUAAUGGAUGCCAAGAUAUAGAUGAGUGCAAAAAACCUGUUUUGUAUCCCUGCUAUGGGGACUGCAAGAACCGACUUGGAGGCUACGACUGUCCAUGCAAGCGCGGAAUGAAGGGUGAUGGCAAAGCAGGAACCUGCAAACAGAUAUUCCCCCUAAUUGCUAGGGUGAUUGUGGGUGCAAUAGGUUCUAUUAUUUUAUUAGUUAUAUUAUUUCUUGUUAUUCUUCAAAAGGAGAAAAGGAAGACCAGAGACUUCUACCAAAAGAAUGGUGGGCCUGUUUUGGAGAAGGCAAAAAUUAUAAAACUUUUCAAAAAGGAAGAGCUGAAUCCGAUUUUAAAGAGUAGCAAUUUUAUUGGAAAAGGUGGGUUUGGUGAAGUUUAUAAGGGCUUUCUAGGUUGUUGCCUAGAAGUUGAUAUCCCAAUGCUAGUGUACGAGUUCCUCCCUAAAGGUAGUCUAGAAGACAUUCUUCAUAGUGGCCACAAGAUGCCUAUCAACUUGGAUCUGCGUUUAAGAAUUGCUGCAGAAUCAGCAGAUGGUCUAGCUUAUAUGCAUUCAAAGACCACUACUAAGAUCGUACAUGGUGAUGUUAAACCAGCAAACAUACUGUUGGAUGAUAAAUUUGUGCCGAAGAUCUCAGACUUUGGCAUAUCAAGGUUGAUUGCAAGAGAUAAACAACAUACCCUAUCAAUCAUUGGUGACAGAAGCUACAUGGAUCCUGUAUAUUUCCAAACAGGCCUACUAACUGAAAAAAGUGAUGUUUACAGUUUUGGAGUUGUGAUCUUGGAGCUUAUCAGCAGGGAGAAGGCCACACAUUCUGACAAUAAUAGCUUGGUAAAUAAUUUCCUUGAAGCUCACAAGAAUGAGAAGAAAGCAACUGAGUUUUUUGACAAGGAAAUUGCAGUAACAAGAGAUCUAGACCUUCUUGAUAGUCUAGCGGAGAUGGCCGUGGAAUGCCUUAGCCUUGAUGUGGAUCAGAGACCAACAAUGACAGAGGUAGCAGAGCAACUCUUCAAACUGAGUCGAUCUCGUGACUUUUAA
Molecule: messenger RNA, 1467 nt
Organism: Triticum urartu
Lineage: Eukaryota; Viridiplantae; Streptophyta; Magnoliopsida; Poales; Poaceae
Source: RefSeq, a predicted model, not a curated record